Messenger RNA from Racocetra persica, 299 nucleotides. The record is from the annotation of a GenBank genome assembly. Lineage: Eukaryota; Fungi; Glomeromycota; Glomeromycetes; Diversisporales; Gigasporaceae.
GAUUGCUAGAGAAAAUUGAAUUUCAAUUUGGUUUUGCUGAAAAUAAUGACCAAUUUGAAGAAAAGCUAAAAAUUUUUUUAAGUCCUGUCCUGAAAAAACUUGCAAGUCCUCAUGAAAAUGUGAGAAAAAAGGUCAUAGAUAUAUUUAAUCACAUUAAUAAAAGAAUGACAAAAACUGUUAAUCUUCCAUGGAAUUCACUUGCCGAAAUUGUUUGUUCUGAAAAUUUUAUGGAUUCUACUUUGGUUAAGAAUUUUACCAUUAUGUAUCUUAGAAAGGCUUACGAUCGUCUAACUGAAAAG